Molecule: messenger RNA, 2130 nt
Organism: Phytophthora sojae
Lineage: Eukaryota; Oomycota; Peronosporomycetes; Peronosporales; Peronosporaceae
Exons: 1
Coding region: 1-2130 (709 amino acids)
Cellular component (GO): membrane; cytoplasm
Molecular function (GO): scavenger receptor activity
Source: RefSeq, a predicted model, not a curated record
AUGGUGGCCCAGUCUCCGGAGUCGGAAUACUUCGAGAAGGAACCGCACCACCGCGACCGUCGCUGCGGUUGCUGCUCGCUCGGAUGGGGCCUCAUCAUCACGGGCGCCCUGAUCGCCGUCAUCGGCCUGGUCUACGGCACGGUGGUGCCGGCCGUGGUCGACAACGCCGUCAAGGACGGCGUGGUGUCUUGUGACGCCUCGGACAUCGCCGAGGACUCGUACAUCGACCCGUACGGAUGCGACGACUGCACGCCGUACUACUACAGCCUCUACAUGAUGAACGCCACCAACGCCGAGGACUACCUGGCCGGAGACGACAAGACCCUGCAGGUGCGCGAAAUGGGCCCCUACGUGUACCAACGCCGCGAGAUCAAGCUGGACGUCGAGCUCCUGGACGACGGCAACCGCGUGAGCUACAAGCAGUACACGUACCACACGUUCGUGGAGGACAUGAGCUGCGACGGCUGCACGGACGAGGACGAGGUCACGACGCUCGACAUGGGCUACAUGAGCGUCAUCGCGCAGGCCGGCGGUGAGUUCGCCUUCCUGGUGCGUCUCGCCCUGGGCUCCUUCGCCUCGACCAGCAACACGACCGCGGCCGCCAGCAUCGUGACCGAGUACGGCCCGCAGAUGAUGCGCUGGGUCAACGGUCUCAACUCGAUGAACCCCGAGGCCAUGAAGACGGUGACCAACAACAGCGCCGUGCUCACCUUCCUGGCCACGGGCCCGGAGGCCAUCGCCGACCUGGACUUGUCGGGCUUCGCGUACAACGGCCUGUUCGCCAAGCGCACCAUCUCGCAGUGGGCGCUGGGCUACCCGAGUCUGCUGGCCGGCCUGGGUCUCGGCUCUAACUACAUCAAGGUCUGCGCUGCGGACGGCGGCCUCAACGAGCAGUGCGCGGCCUGCGUGGGCAAGACGACGGACGAGUGCCUGGCCAUCUGGGGCCAGUGCAACCAGUGCGUCCGCGGCGCCAAGGUCGUGGCUCUCAACGAGGAGACGUGCAGCCGCAUCGAGGCUGCGUACGCUGCCGUGUACGGCGCCGAGGAGGCCGCUAGCUUCGCCGGCACCACGUGCCAGCUCUGCAGCUCCGUGGGCCUGUGCGCCGCGCCGCUGCCUGGUCUCGUCGAGUCCAGCGGCCGCAACUACACCGCGACGGCCCCCAACGCGUCGUCUCUGAGCACGUACAUCAUGCGCACGGGCUGCGACGACGAGAACUACAUCAACGUGUACGAGCAGUUCGACGGCUACACGAAGACGGCCCUGUGGGCCGACCUGGGCGAGCGCCGUAACCCGACGCUGGCGGAGAUCGCGGCCUUCUCGGCCUACGGCAACUGCGCGGCGCCCACGUCCAACCUCACGUGCAGCCCCGUGCGCGGCAACGACGCCACCAGCAUCGCCCCGGGCGGCGUGAGCAUCACGGGCUUCGCGGACGACAUCUCGCUCGAGAGCUACGACAUCUACCUCUCACAGGGCCGCCAGAACCUGUCGCUGUUCAACCAGCACGAGGAGGUCGAGUACGAGGGCAUCACGCUGCACCGCUUCCGCCCGUCGGUCGACCUGCUCACGGCCACCGACGCCAACGCCGACAUGGGCACGGCGUACCCGGUGGAUGGCGUGCAGUCGAUGGCCUUCACGUCGGGCUUCCUGGCCUACGUGUCGUACCCCAUGUACCUGUACGGCAACGAGUCGCUCACGACCAACGUUCAGAUCACCAUGAACGACGGCGUCAUGGUUGGCAAGAACACGCUCUACGACAGCGCCGGUGCGCUGACGUCGACGUACUCGGACAAGUACGCGACCUACGUGGACAUGGAGGCCGGCACGGGCAAGACCAUGCGCGCCUACAAGCGCCUCAUGGCCUCGUACGCGCUUUCUCCGUCUAACACCAACAGCUCGUUCGCCAUGAGCGACGUGCUGUACCCGGCGCUUCAGACGGAGGUUAUUAUCCCCGUCUACUGGGGCCAGGAGGGCUCCACCAUCUCGGACAAGAAGGUGGACGACUACGACUCGCUCGUGACGAUCCUCAGUACCCUGCUGCCCGUGCUCAUCGUGGGCAUCGUGGUUGGCGUGGCGCUCGCCGCCGGCGGCUUCUUCCUGCGGCGCCGUCGCCAACAGGCCUUCAAGGCGUAA